Messenger RNA from Tuber melanosporum (Perigord truffle), 2652 nucleotides. RefSeq lists its product as uncharacterized. Gene Ontology annotation, biological process: regulation of DNA-templated transcription. The record is from RefSeq and is a predicted model, not a curated record. Bases 136 to 2280 code for a protein of 714 amino acids. The transcript has 4 exons. Gene Ontology annotation, cellular component: Rpd3L-Expanded complex; Rpd3L complex; nucleus. Lineage: Eukaryota; Fungi; Ascomycota; Pezizomycetes; Pezizales; Tuberaceae.
AACUCGCACACACACCUCCCCCUCCUUACACCACCCCACAACCCCCCCCCCGCACUACCAGCAUUACUUCUACAACCGAAGCUUCUGGUCUAGUAAUAUUUUCAUCUUCCGCCAUUUUGUUUUUCAGUCACAACUAUGGAGGAAGCGGUCGCGUCGCCUAAGUCCCUAGUGGAUCUAGACGCCGUGAACAUUACUCGCGAGUUCAUUGACUUUACCGAAUUCCUCCCAGCGGAUAUGUAUCGCUCGCUACAACUUGUUCGUCAACUUAAGAAGAAGGCCGCCGAUCACAGCAGGAACGUCGAUCUACUUUGCAAGGAAUUUGCAAGCCUACCUGAACAGAGCCGCGUCUUGCCUCCCAGCCUCCAUGUUCCGAUUACGGAUUAUGUUUGCCCUGCAAUGAGUGAGAGGGAAACCGAGUUAAGGAUCAGAAUAUCCAAUGCGAUCAAGGGCGCCCAGUUCGCUCAUCGAGAAGCGAAGGCCGAAGCUGAGAGAGCUUCGCAGAAUAUCAACCGUCAUCAUGCUCGUAUCGUCGCCAUCUAUGGCGGUCUCUGCAAGGUUACAAUACCACCGGACGAACCUGAAAAUAAGCCGGCCGAAGGGCAACAGACCGAUGUUCGGAAAAUAAAGAUCCGCAUUUCCUCCCAAAAGUCAACUCCUACAGGUCGUCACCCCCGUCUUCGUGGUUCCGCUUCGAUUGCGCAAACGUCUCGCUCACGCUACAAACAGCGGGAGAGAAACAAUAGGGACGAUGAUGCUGACGAUAAUGAGUGGGAAGAUAUACCAUCGACUCCAUAUAACUACGAAAAAAUAAAGAAGAAAAAGAAAUUGCUUGGUGGAAUGUCCAGACGUGGGCCAAAAAACAAUAGCGAGUCUCCAUUUGUUGGUGGGGCUAGGGCAACAAACGAAGAUGGGUCUUUGAUACCUAAUAGUUUGCUUCCAUGGAACAGGCUUACAAAUGAAGAGUUGGCAAGGUUGCGGAAACGAAUGAAGAAAAAUUCUGGCUGGACACCAUCUGUUACUAUGAUAAUUCGAGAGCUUGAAACGUUGGGUCGAGGGCCUAAGCAUAAGGAGAAGUAUGAAGAUCAGUGGGGAGGUAGUAGGGGCGAUGAGUUUCUUAAAAUAUACGGACCGGAAGAUGGCGGGAUUGGUGACCCAGAGAAGAUUGCGCCAGAUGAUGGAGCAGGCGUUCGUGAGAACAAGGGCAUGAAACUCAACCGUGCCAAAAAACGGAAGCGGGAGGAGGAGAAAAAGGAGAAAGCGAAAGAACUGGAGCGCGAGAAACUGGAGGCAAAAAUUGAGGAAGAGGAGAAGCUCCGCUUAAAGCUAGAAUAUGAAGAGGCCAAAAUAAAGAGGGAAGCUCAAGAGGAAAAGGAACGUGUAGAGCUUGCAAAUCGUGAAAGGGAAAGGGCAAAAGCUGAAGAGGAAGCGGCCACCGCUGCAGCCGCAGCUCUUGAGAAGGAGAGGAGGGAAAAGGAAGAAGCUGCUAUGGAAGAAAAGGCUAAAGCAAGUGCUGCUCUCAGGGAGCAAGAAGAAGCUGCUGCCGCCGAAGCACGAGUACCCCAACCCAUAACUCGAUCAUCCUCAAUCAGCAGUGCGGCUUCAUCCUCUACCCCUUCAGAAUCGCCUACCAGCAGAGAAGACGAAGAUUCUGAAAUGCCUGACGCGGUCUCAGAAGAGCGCCCAGUAUCGCCUCCAAUCCCCGUUCCGCCCCCACCCCCACCAAAACCCCGUCUUGGCCGACCUCCGAAAAACCCCAAACCUCUAAAGCCCUCCAGCUCUGAUUCCCCGCCUAGUUCCGGCGAAAAACGCAAGCGUGCCCCAUCGACAGUGACGACCAUUCUACCGACUCCUUCUCUCGCCGAAUCCCGCGCGAAACGCGGGACAUCGGUCGCCGCACCCCCGACCGGAACUGUGUCACUCGCUGUUGGCCGCAAGCGCUCGAACGUCGCUGGGCCCAAACCAAACAAACCGAUGAAACCGAGCGUUGGCAAGAAGAAGGGCCUCGUUGCAGGUAACAACAACCGCAAACGCGUGGAUGUUCAGGAUACGGAUGGGACCGGGGAGUGGGUCGAUGAGGAGGAUGAAGAUUUGAAAACUUAUUGCCUUUGUGAUGAGGUCUCGCAUGGAUUUAUGGUUCAGUGCGAUAAUGAGCAGUGUUCCAAGAAGUGGUUCCAUAUCGACUGUGUUAAGCUCACCGAGCGGGAAGCAAAGGACAGUGACUUGGAGUGGUUCUGCCCGGAUUGUCAAGAGAAGAGAGGGAAAAGGAGGAAGAAGACUUGAUGUUUUUUUUUCUUACUUUUUUUUCUUGAUCCCACUUUCUUUUCCCCGUAUCACUUCUUACUACUCCUACCCAUAUAAUUAUCAUAUCUAUUACCUACUAGAUAUCUAUACCGCUACCCUUACCUCCCUAAUUAUCCAUCCAUCAUACCACUCCCACCUCCCCAUCUAUAUUAGGCAAUACUUUUCCCCUCCCUUUCAUCUCUUAUCGUUAUCAACACUAUUAUCAUCAUCUCUACAUCUGUUCCCGUUCCUCUCUCCCCCACUCUUUCCUUUUUUCUUUCAUAUUUCCAUCCCUUUCAGUACUGCAUUAUCUUACCUUACCUAUUUUUCACCCCAACGAAAGCAAUUCAUUGGGAUUUGGCGCAUGUGCGG